Molecule: messenger RNA, 1518 nt
Organism: Sebastes umbrosus (honeycomb rockfish)
Lineage: Eukaryota; Metazoa; Chordata; Actinopteri; Perciformes; Sebastidae
Product: protocadherin-15-like
Exons: 9
Coding region: 270-1190 (306 amino acids)
Biological process (GO): multicellular organism development; adherens junction organization; cell-cell junction assembly
Cellular component (GO): adherens junction; membrane; catenin complex
Molecular function (GO): cadherin binding; calcium ion binding
Source: RefSeq, a predicted model, not a curated record
ACCACGGUGACCGUCUCUCUCUCUCUCUGUUCUCUCUCUGUUCUCUGUUCUGUCUCUGUUCUCUCUCUCUGUUCUCUCUCGAGGCGAUGAGCUGAACAAUAAAAACAUGAACGAAUGAGACCAUGAAGCGAUGACAUCAUGAGAAGAGGAGGCCUGGAGAGAGCGAGGACGAGAGACACAGACCGACUGUAGACCAACAGGAGAGAGAGAGAGAGAGAGACAGGUGGAGGUGAAGGUGGAGGAAGACGUUGAGGUGAAGGUGGAGGAAGAUGUUGAGACCCUACAAUCUGCUGCUGUGGCAGUUGGCUCUCAGGUUAUCGUAUCACGUCGUUACAGCCAGUCUGUGUAUGGGGGGGUCGGACAUCUUUGCGGCGGUCAGAGAGAACAGUCCAACGGGUCAGUUCAUCUCUGACCUCAGUAUCAAAGCAGAACCAGGAGCUAACAUCAUCCGACUGUGUCUGACCGGAGACAACGCCGACUGGUUCUACUUAGAGGGUCGAACCAUCCGACUGAACACCUCCGUCUACAAAGUCCUCGACCGAGAGGUUCAGGGACCAGUGCUGAUAGCAGAGCUCACCUGUUAUGAGGAUGAUGUCAUACUGAGUCAGUACACGAUCCUGGUGGAGAUUUUGAAUGAAAAUGACAACAGACCAAACUUUGUGAAGGAGACGAUUCAACCAUUCACCAUCAGUGAGCUGACAGCAGUGAAUUCUGUGGCUUACACCGUGAAGGCCGUUGAUGAAGACGGAGACAUGAUCAGUUACAUCAUCGAUCAAUCAUCGCGUGAUGCAGAGUUCUUCAGGAUCGAUCUACCAAACAGUGGGAAUGUAGUUCUGAAUAAACCUCUGGACUACGAGACCAGAACUCAGCUGCAGGUGAUCAUCUGGGCCCAGGAAGCGAACACUGUGGAGAAGUUCAACACGUCUUCUGUUCUGACUGUGAACAUCGAGGACGGAGACGACCAGUAUCCUCACUUCCUGCCCUGCACACCUAUCGCUCCAGAUGUUCCUGUGUGCAUGAGCCCCACCUACACCACCAACAUCACACAUAAACACCAGGACGCAGUUCUGGAGUUUUUUUCCCGGUCCAAUCAGAGCACAAGAUGGAGACAGAGGAAUCAACACUCCUCUGAUCUACAGCAUCCUGUCAGGUCAUUAAACACUGAUCUGCUGUUAAAGACCACUAACUAAUCAGGAAUGAGUCCUAAAACACGGAAAUGAGUCACUUCCUGUUCCCUCGUCUGGAAGUCAAUGGGUUUUUAGAUAGACGUCUGAAAUAAGGUCUGUGGUUAACACAAGCUGAAGAGAUUUUAAUGUUUUGUUCUACGAUAUAAAAUACGUCAGUAAAUAUCCCACUGGUGAAUUUUGAAGUGAAGUGAAAAGGCGGUUGUUAACAAAUGUCUAAAUGAGACCACUAAACGUCAUCACGCCGACUCGUCCUCCUUUACAGCCUCGUUGAGUUUACUCACGCUCAUGUGACCGUGGUGUAGUUGGUUUAUAGCCUAACGUUAGCUUUUUA